AAUUUCAAUCAAAUCUGUCAACUAAUGAGAGUUGGUGUCAGCGAGUCGGAGGAUUCCGACGGUCACGUCAUCGAAGAUGAAGAUCUUGAGAUGGCUAGACAAAUCGAGAACGAGCGAAAAGAGAAAAGAGCUCAAAAAUUGAAGGAAAAACGAGAACGAGAAGGAAAGCCUCCACCGAAAAAGAGACCUGCUAAAAAGAGAAAAGCUUCAUCGUCAGAGGAAGACGACGACGACGAGGAAGAAUCUCCAAGAAAAUCUUCGAAAAAAUCCAGAAAACGUGCAAAAUCCGAGUCUGAAUCUGAUGAAUCUGAUGAGGAAGAAGACCGAAAAAAGUCGAAGAGUAAAAAGAAAGUAGAUCAGAAAAAGAAGGAAAAAUCGAAGAAAAAACGAACAACAUCAUCAUCAGAAGAUGAAGAUUCAGAUGAAGAACGGGAACAAAAAUCGAAGAAAAAGUCGAAAAAGACGAAGAAACAGACAUCUUCAGAAUCAUCGGAAGAAUCGGAGGAAGAAAGAAAAGUGAAGAAAUCGAAGAAAAAUAAGGAGAAAUCAGUGAAAAAAAGAGCUGAAACAUCGGAAGAGUCAGAUGAAGAUGAGAAACCAUCGAAAAAGAGCAAAAAGGGUUUGAAGAAGAAAGCAAAGUCGGAAUCCGAAUCCGAAUCUGAAGACGAGAAGGAAGUGAAGAAGUCUAAGAAAAAGAGCAAGAAGGUUGUUAAGAAAGAAUCUGAAUCAGAAGAUGAAGCUCCAGAGAAGAAAAAGACAGAGAAACGGAAACGCUCAAAAACCUCGUCGGAGGAAUCAUCAGAAUCGGAAAAAUCAGACGAAGAGGAAGAAGAGAAGGAAUCUUCACCGAAACCCAAAAAGAAGAAGCCUCUGGCUGUGAAGAAAUUGUCAUCAGAUGAAGAAUCGGAAGAAUCUGAUGUUGAAGUGCUUCCACAGAAAAAGAAGAGAGGAGCAGUGACACUGAUCUCAGAUUCUGAAGAUGAGAAGGAUCAGAAGAGUGAAUCUGAAGCUUCAGAUGUUGAAGAGAAAGUUUCAAAGAAGAAGGCUAAGAAGCAAGAAUCUUCGGAAAGUGGAUCCGAUUCAUCGGAAGGAUCUAUUACAGUGAAUCGUAAGAGUAAGAAGAAAGAAAAGCCGGAAAAGAAGAAAAAGGGAAUUAUUAUGGAUAGUAGCAAGCUUCAGAAAGAGACCAUAGAUGCAGAGAGAGCAGAGAAAGAGAGAAGAAAACGAUUGGAGAAGAAGCAGAAAGAAUUUAAUGGAAUUGUACUUGAAGAAGGAGAAGAUCUAACUGAAAUGCUCACAGGAACAUCAUCUCAAAGAAAACUGAAAAGUGUAGUUCUUGAUCCUGAUUCUUCAACUGUAGAUGAAGAAUCAAAGAAGCCCGUGGAGGUUCACAAUUCGCUGGUUCGAAUCCUGAAACCUCAUCAAGCACAUGGAAUUCAAUUUAUGUAUGAUUGUGCUUUUGAAUCAUUGGAUCGUCUUGAUACUGAAGGAUCUGGUGGUAUUCUUGCUCAUUGUAUGGGUCUCGGAAAGACACUUCAAGUCAUUACAUUCCUUCAUACUGUACUAAUGCACGAAAAGAUUGGUGAAAAGUGUAAACGAGUGCUCGUUGUUGUGCCAAAGAAUGUGAUUAUCAAUUGGUUUAAAGAAUUUCAAAAAUGGUUGGUCGAUAAUGAUGAGGAACUUGAUACUAUAGAUGUUAAUGAACUUGAUUCAUACAAGACGAUCGAAGAUCGGAGAAGAGCUCUCAAAGCGUGGCAUAGCUCGAAAACGCCCAGUGUGAUGAUUAUUGGAUACGAUUUGUUCAGAAUUCUCACCGUAGAAGAUGAUCCGAAAAAGAAGAAGCCAAAGAAUCGAAAUCGUCGUUUGGAAAAAGCCAAAGAAGAUUUCAGAAAAUAUCUUCAAAAUCCGGGACCUGAUAUGGUUGUGUGUGACGAGGCCCAUAAGCUAAAAAAUGAUGACUCAGCACUAUCAAAGUGUAUGGUGAAGAUUCUAACAAAGCGGAGAAUCUGUUUGACGGGUACACCACUUCAGAAUAAUCUUAUGGAAUAUCACUGCAUGGUUAACUUUGUGAAACCAGGAUUACUGGGAACAAAAACCGAAUUUGCGAAUCGUUUCGUGAAUAUUAUUAAUCGAGGAAGAACAAAAGAUGCGUCUCCAUUGGAAGUUUCAUUUAUGAAACGACGUUGUCAUGUUCUUUAUGAUCAUUUAAAGAAAUGUGUGGAUAGAAAAGAUUAUCGUGUGCUCACCGAAGCGAUUCCACCAAAGCAGGAAUAUGUCAUAAACGUUCGACAAACUGAACGACAAUGUGCACUUUAUAACGCAUUCCUGAACGAUAUUGUUGGAGAUUCUGGUCUAUCGAAACGACUUCUUCCGGAUUAUCACAUGUUCUCACGUAUUUGGACUCAUCCUUAUCAGCUUGUUCUUCAUGAACAAAGAAUGGAAAGAGAACGAGUAAUGAGAGAAGAUGCAGAGGAAGAAGCUGAUUUUAUUGAUGAUGGAGAUGGUAGUGAAUCUGAAUCUGAAGGAAGUUUCAAGUCAGGAUCUGAAUCAGAUUCUGGGAAAAGUGUUGUUUUAUCGUCAGAUGAUGAAGGAUCUUCGAAGAAAAAGAAAAAUGGAAAUAAACCAGAAAUCAAGAAAACCGCACCACAAAAGAAGAGAAAGUUCUUAAAUUCUGAUGAUGAAGAUGAAGAAGAUGGUGAAGAUACAGCUAUGGCUAUUCUUCAAGAUGGAAUUCGUCAAUCGAAGAGAUUAGCUGGAGAAGAAGCAGAUUUACGAGAUACUGAUACUCCACCAGAGUAUACUGGAUGGUUUGCCAGAUUGGGAUUGGUUAAAGAAGAGGAUAGAGAUGAUUUUGCAUUAAGUAAUAAGUUGAUUCUUCUCGUUGAGAUUAUCAAGAAAUGUGAGGAGAUUGGAGAUAAAUUACUCGUGUUCUCUCAAUCACUGGAGUCUCUCACUUUAAUCAAACGAAUGCUUGAGUAUAUGGCUGGAACUGGUCAAUGGUUUGCUGAUGGUCAUGAAGCAUUGAAUGCAGAAGGAGAAGAGACAUGGUCAUGGCUUGAAGGAGAAGAUUAUAUGACAAUUGAUGGAUCUGUUCAAUCGGGGAAACGUGAUGCCGUGCAAACGUCAUUCAAUGAUCCGUUGAACUUGAGAGCUCGUUUAAUGCUCAUCUCGACUCGUGCAGGAUCGCUCGGAACCAAUAUGGUCGCCGCAAACCGUGUCAUCAUCUUCGACGCCUGUUGGAAUCCAUCUCACGACACUCAAUCUCUGUUCCGUGUCUAUCGUUUUGGACAAACGAAACCUGUGUACAUCUACAGAUUUAUUGCCCAGGGAACAAUGGAAGAACGUAUCUAUAAAAGACAAGUCACGAAGGAAUCGACAUCGAUGAGAGUUGUAGAUGAAGCACAGAUUCAGAGACAUUAUUUGGGAAAUGAUUUAACUGAACUCUAUCAAUUCACACCUUCUACAUUUGAUCCCGACGUUGAAAUUUCAUGUGCUCCACCCAAAGAUCGGCUUCUCGCAGAUGUCAUCCAUAAGAAUCAACAUGCAGUUGUGGAUUAUAUUGAGCAUGACACACUUUUCGCUAAUGUCGAAGACGAGAAGCUCACUGAGCAAGAAAUGAAGGAUGCGUGGACAGACUAUGAGAAGGAUAAAUCUGGAAUGCCUGUUCGUGCUCAAUAUGCGGCGCCACCAAUGCCAGGAUUCCCGAAUGGAAUGAUCGUUGGACAGAAUGUUCAAGCAUUACUUCAGAACCGAAUGAAUCAAGGAAUCCGUGUUGAUCAAAUGCAACAUGACAUACUGUUCAAAGAGCUUCAGAAAAUGCGAAUCAAGGAUGCAGGAACUGCAGUCAAAAUUGUGCUCCUGAGAAACUUGCUCGAGCAGAUUCUUCCGUAUAUUCCGGAUGAGAUGCGUGGUGGAAUGAGCGAGUUUAACACUCAUUUUAUUCGUCUUGUUCAUGAAACUGAUCGAAAAAUGGAGACGCCUGCUGAUUUGCUGCGUAAAUCGCUGGAAUCCUUCAAAACAGUCAUCAAAAUGGUCAAAAUGAUUCCAACAUGCCGUGAACCAUUGGCUCGAAUGACUCGUGAUUAUCCGUAUCUUUUUGCCUAAAUUAUUUAUCUCCUCUUUAAAUGUUCCAAAAUAAUGUAUUCUUUCCCCGGAUAUUUAUCAAUUGAAGAUCUCUUCCUUUCUUUAACCCCCUCAUAUAUGCUUCCUGAAUAUAUUCACCCACACCAUAAUUUUUAAUUAAAAAUCCCGAAGUUAAUUUAUUCCCUUUUCUUUGAAGUUUUUUUUGUCAAACUGUAUUAUGAAUUUUAGUAAAAU
Molecule: messenger RNA, 4317 nt
Organism: Caenorhabditis elegans
Lineage: Eukaryota; Metazoa; Nematoda; Chromadorea; Rhabditida; Rhabditidae
Gene: xnp-1
Product: Transcriptional regulator ATRX homolog
Exons: 10
Coding region: 25-4104 (1359 amino acids)
Biological process (GO): chromatin remodeling
Cellular component (GO): nucleus
Molecular function (GO): ATP binding; ATP hydrolysis activity
Source: RefSeq, marked reviewed